This is a messenger RNA of Macrosiphum euphorbiae (potato aphid), 549 nucleotides long. The record is from the annotation of a GenBank genome assembly. Lineage: Eukaryota; Metazoa; Arthropoda; Insecta; Hemiptera; Aphididae.
AUGCGGGACACCGGUCGGGGCCUGCGGGCCGAACAGUGGGCCAGAUUCUGCGGCCGGUACAAUUGCGCGGACGCGAUCGAAAAACUGGCGCGCAACCGACUGCUGGAACGGACGACGUCGUACGGCCGGUGGGGUAGCGACCCGGAGCUGGGGCCGCACAUGCUGAUCAACGGCCGGCUGAUGCAGCCGCCGGCCGCGUCCGCGGUGGCCACGCUACAGCGUGCGGCCACGCAGCACCACCGCUCGAUCAAGUCGAAACUGAAGCGGGCGUUCCGCACGUCGUCCAAUCCCGACUCGACCGUCGGCACCGCCGGCCAGUAUUCGCUGGUGUCGCAGCUCACCGGCGCGGCCCUGUGCGCAAGCAGCCCCGCAUUGCCGGUACACACGCGCUCCAAGCCCAUGGUCAAAUCGUUGCUCAGACCGUUGACCGUGCCCAAGGUGACCGUCACCGGGCUGCAAGAACCGCUCCAACAACAGCAACCGCUCGUCCCGUCGUCGCCGAACGCCACCGAUUCUCGGAACAAAAAACAGAAGAACAAAAAACGAUGA